Messenger RNA from Fusarium verticillioides 7600, 1260 nucleotides. RefSeq lists its product as hypothetical. The coding region runs from base 102 to 1091 and encodes 329 amino acids. The record is from RefSeq and is a predicted model, not a curated record. Lineage: Eukaryota; Fungi; Ascomycota; Sordariomycetes; Hypocreales; Nectriaceae. The transcript is spliced from 5 exons.
AGUGCAACCACGCCAACCAGAAACGCUGAGUCUGUAUAAUAAACUUACUCCCUAUCCAAGAGCCUGGUUUCGGGCGAUCAACAUAUUUGAAGAGAUCUGAAAUGAAUUACAACGAUGCAAAGGGCUACGACUUCGGUUCGGGCAACACCAACAUUGAUCCAGCCGUAUUGAGGGAGCUACCAAAGGGAUGUCAAGUCACAUCCACCGAGAACCAUGGUGUAAGCUUCUGGGCGAAGACGGGUCGAAUCGACGUUCUUCUCCAAGAUGGCGCACCUCAGUCGUUUUUCAUCAAAGUCCUAUCGAAGGCAAUAGGCAUGAACAUGACAAAGGGGGAAUUCCAUUCGAUGAGCGCGAUACAUGGAGUCAUACCGGAAUUCGUCCCAAAGCCGAUAGCUUGCGGUACCUACGAGGACAUCCCAGACACACACUUCUUCCUCUGCGAGUUUCGAGAGAUGACGGAGGAUAUGCCCGACCCUGACGAGUUUGCUUCUCGUCUGUCAACAAUGCACCAAAAAAGUGUAUCGCCCACUGGAAAGUUCGGCUUCCACAUCACAACUUACGCAGGAAAUUUGCCCCAGUACGUGGAAUGGGAAGAUAGCUGGGAGACGUUCUUUGCCAAGUCAAUGAGACAGGCUCUUGACCUGGAGAUGUCGGUGAAAGGCAAAAGUACUGAGCUUGAGGUUCUUUCACAGGCGCUUUUCGAGAAGGUUAUCCCGAGGCUCUUGAGGCCUCUGGAGAGUGACGGCCGGACUGUGAAACCUUCGUUGAUUCAUGGCGACCUUUGGUAUGCAAAUGGAGGGAUUGAUGUCGAAAACGACCAACCUCUCGUUUUUGAUGCAUGCUGCUUCUUUGCACAUAACGAAUAUGAGUUUGGCCAAUGGCGACCAGCUUGUAAUAGGUUUGGAGAUGAGUACGUCGCUGCAUACAACACAUUUGCGCAGAUCUCGGCACCUGAAGAGGAUUUUGAGGGUCGGCUAGAUCUCUAUAGGCUAAGAUUUGACACUCACGUGUCAGCCCUUUUUGUCGACAAUGAGACGCUUCGAACACAGGUUCUUGACGUUAUGAGAGAUCUGGUUCAGAGAUAUGGAUAGUGUAGAGAAGCAACAUACGUUACACUGCGUGAUCUUGUCAGGCUUCAGAUGCUUAGACUGUAUCUUAUUGGCAGGCUUAAAACUGUUCCUUUGAUCGUGCAUUGACCCCUCUACAUCUAAGAUUACUGAAUUGUCUAGUUGAGGAUCUACUUUAUACCCAACCUUGAAC